This is a messenger RNA of Schistosoma mattheei, 1530 nucleotides long. NCBI's taxonomy places the organism in Eukaryota, Metazoa, Platyhelminthes, Trematoda, Strigeidida, Schistosomatidae. The record is from the annotation of a GenBank genome assembly.
AUGGCAACAUUCCCAGGUAGAGCACAAGGACAGCUAGCUUUCGAUGAAUACGGAAGACCCUUUAUCAUAUUAAGAGACCAAGAGAAAAAGAAGCGCCUAUGUGGCAUACAGGCACACAAAUCGCACAUAAUGGCAGCGAAAACAGUAGCAGGGACUCUAAGAACAUCUUUGGGUCCUAAGGGUUUAGACAAACUUCUUGUUAGUCCGGAUGGAGAUGUAACUGUUACUAACGAUGGACGAACAAUUCUUGACAAAAUGGAUGUGGAGCAUGAAAUUGCAAAAUUACUUGUUCAACUUAGUAGGUCUCAAGAUGAUGAGAUAGGAGAUGGUACUACGGGUGUUGUUGUCCUCGCGGGUGCACUUUUAGAACAAGCUGAACAAUUGCUUGACAAAGGUCUUCAUCCAAUUCGCAUAGCAGAUGGCUACGAAUUAGCUGCAAAACAUUGCCUUUCCACCCUAGAAGAGAUCAGUGUUCAAUUCGAAUUUUCUAUCGAAAAUCGAGAACCUCUCAUCAAAACUGCUAUGACUACUCUUGGGUCAAAAAUCGUCAACCGUUGUCAAAGAAUGUUUGCCGAAAUGGCAGUCGAUGCCGUUUUAUCAGUUGCUGACUUGCAACGUCGUGAUGUGGAUUUUGAACUCAUCAAAGUCGAGGGAAAAGUUGGUGGUAGACUUGAAGACUCAUUGUUGGUGAAAGGUGUAAUUGUUGACAAGGAUUUUUCUCAUCCUCAAAUGCCGCGUUCAGUAGAAAAUGCCAGACUGGCAAUUCUUACGUGCCCUUUUGAACCACCAAAACCAAAAACAAAACAUAAUUUGUUUAAGUUCGAGGAAAUGGUAAAAAAGGUCAAGGACACUGGUGCUAAUUUGGUUAUUUGUCAAUGGGGUUUCGAUGAUGAAGCUAAUCAUUUACUUUUACGUGAGAAGCUACCGCUGUUCGCUGGAUUUGAGGAGUUAACCAAGGAAAAACUUGGGAAGGCGGGUGUGGUACGUGAACUUUCAUUUGGCACUACCAAAGAACGUAUGCUUGUAAUUGAGCAGUGUGAAAACUCAAAAGCAGUGACCUGCUUUAUACGCGGUAGUUCUCGAAUGAUUGUGGACGAAGCAAAACGUUCAUUACAUGAUGCUCUUUGUGUUGUUCGCAAUUUGGUUCGCGACUCUCGAGUUAUUGCUGGAGGUGGUGCCUGCGAAAUUGCGUGUUCCUUGUCAGUUGCUGCUGAAGCUGACAAAGUUGAAGGUCUUGAGCAAUAUGCUAUGCGAGCGUUUGCUGAUGCUUUAGAGGCGAUUCCAAUGGCUUUAGCUGAGAAUUCAGGUUUGCCACCAAUUGUUACAGUCUCUGAACUAAAAGCACGGCAACUGUGCGACCAUAAUCCUCGUCUUGGAGUAGACUGUCUGAAUGUUGGUACUAAUGAUAUGUAUCAUCAAAACGUCCUCGAAACGUUAAGUUCCAAGCGCGCUCAAAUCAUGCUAGCUGUUCAACUUUGCAAAAUGAUAUUGAAAAUUGACGAUAUUCGUGUUUCUGUGGAUGAACUGUAA